Zingiber officinale is the source of this 1239-nucleotide messenger RNA. RefSeq names its product DNA-binding protein HEXBP-like. Gene Ontology annotation, molecular function: nucleic acid binding; zinc ion binding. The coding region runs from base 92 to 922 and encodes 276 amino acids. The record is from RefSeq and is a predicted model, not a curated record. The transcript is spliced from 5 exons. NCBI's taxonomy places the organism in Eukaryota, Viridiplantae, Streptophyta, Magnoliopsida, Zingiberales, Zingiberaceae.
AGGAACCAGGGAAUAGAAUUUCUCUCGUUAAACCCUUCGCUUACGGAGCUGCAGCUUCUCGCCGACUUGCUCGAGAGAACGAAGGGGAGCGAUGGUGAGCAAGAGGCAGAAGGAGGCGCGGAAGAGGUUCGCGGAGGCGAAUCCACGACCGGAGGAUGCCACCACUUCGAUCCCCAAGGCGGAGAAGGGGACGAAGAAGAGGAAGGCGGGUGGCGGCUUCUGGAAGAAGAGCGGAACUUCAGCUCUGAGGAAGCACCCACUCAGGGUCCCGGGGAUGCGUCCCGGAGAGAGCUGCUAUAUCUGCAAGUCAACUGGCCACAUCGCCAAGCUGUGCCCCGAGAAGGCCCUAUGGGAAAGGAAGAAGAUAUGUUUGCUUUGCCGACAGCGGGGGCAUAGUCUUAAGAAUUGCCCAGAGAGUUACGGCACUAAUGAGAAGAAAAUGUGUUAUAAUUGUGGAGAAGUUGGGCAUUCACUUUCCAUGUGUCCACUGCCCAUUGAAGAUGGGGGAACAAAAUUUGCAAAAUGCUUCAUCUGCAAAGAACAAGGGCACUUGAGUAAGAAUUGUUCAAAAAAUGCACAUGGAGUCUAUCCAAAGGGCGGUUCGUGUAAGAGUUGUGGUGAAGUGACUCAUUUGGCCAAGUACUGCCCAAGCAAAAGACACAAAAGUUUGCCCACUUCAACAGGAGAACACAAAUUUUUGGACGACCCCGACCCCAGCGAAGACCAGCAAAGGUCACACAAAAUUCAUCAGAGUGGGGACGACCUUGAAGAUGAUUUUGUGGAAGCAAGCACCUUGCAAAGCAAGAAGAAUGGUGACUCCAGCACUAACUUGGCAUCUGCCAUUGGGAUGGAGGAUGUCACAAAGAACAUACGCGAAAAAACAAAGAAGCAGGGCCCCAAAAUAGUAAAUUUCCAUGGCUGACAAUGACACUCAUUAGCUGUUGAUGGAUCUUUCCAUGAGUUUUCUGCUGAAUACCUUGAUCAUAUGGAUCUUUGUUCGCCAUUUUCAUCUGUGGAAAAAACAAACAUUUGUCUCCUUUUUAUAGCCAUUUCCAUCUGGUUAAAAGGAAAACUUAAGAGUGUCUAAUGGCUUUAGGGGUGCAGCCACCUCUAUGCUCUUAGAUUGUUGUCAACUAAGAGGAUGUUUUACGGAGUUUCCUCAAGCUAUUGUUAUGUUUUGUUUGGUUGUAAAAAUCUAUUUGAAAUAUGAAUUCUUAUAGAAUCAUGAAUUUUUAUUCA